Messenger RNA from Chrysemys picta bellii (western painted turtle), 2386 nucleotides. The record is from RefSeq and is a predicted model, not a curated record. NCBI's taxonomy places the organism in Eukaryota, Metazoa, Chordata, Testudines, Emydidae.
CAGAAUGUAGAGAAGCGCAGAGCUCAACAUCAGCCAUUGAAAGUACUGGAUUUAAUUGGUCAGCCCUCAGAAUGACUUUGCUGAGCUGUAUCAUCAUUCAGAUACUCUGGGCUUUCUCUGCUAAGGGACAAGCUCCAGCAUGUGAAGAGCCACCUGCCAUAGAUUUUGGGGGGAUUGUUAGUGAUGACAAAUCGGAGUAUAGAGAAAGUGACAAAGUGCAGUACAAGUGCAAUCCUGGAUACAGCCUGAUGGAAACUGAAUGGAUCACAUGCACUGGGAAAACCUGGACACCUGCACCACAGUGUUUGGCACCAUGUAGCCUCACAAAACAGCAACUGGAGAUCAAAAAUCUGCUUCUGUCCAAUGGCCGAAGACAUGCACAGUUGAUUCAGAGUGACCACACACUGGAAUUUAUGUGCAGUGAAGGAUAUACCCUCACAACCCCUUCAGUCAGGAAGUGUGUUAAUGGGCACAUGGAUUUGCCUUCAUGCAUCUCUGAAAUAGGAAAAAACUGUAGCCGUCCACCUACUAUUGAGAAUGGAGACAUAACUACUUUCUUGGAAAAAGGAUACACAUCUGGCUCCUUUGUAGAAUUCAAAUGCCAAAAAUUUUAUGCAAUGGAAGGACAGAACAGAUCUUUUUGUGACAAUGGGAAUUGGACAAAAGCAUCACUUUGUUUAGAGCCAUGUGCUAUCUCAGUGGAAGAAAUGGAAAACCACAUGGUAGAGCUGAAUGGGAGAACAAAAGAGAACAUAUUGCAAUGGGUGUACCUAAAACGUGGUGAUUUUCUUGAGCUUCGCUGCAAACCAGGAUACGCACUUGCAACUAAUUUAUCUCAAUCUACUUUUAUGGUGCAGUGCAAUGGAAAUUCAGUUGUCUAUCCGGAAUGCAAAGAAAUUGUAUGUGAUCCUCCAGGAGUGGUUAAUGGUAGAUUCAGACCUCAAAGGAACAUGUAUAGGGAUGGUGAUGUCCUUAUAAUUACGUGUAAUCAUGGAUUUCACAUUAAUAAUGAACAAGAUACAGCUGAAUGCACAAAGAAUGGCUGGUUGCCUCCUCCAGGUUGUAGCACCAUGGUACCAACCAUCGGGCCCCUUCCUAUUGCAAUGGCCAUACUGGGAACCUUGGUAGUUACCUCUAAUGUGACCUACCAGCAACCAAGGAAACACCCUCCUUCAGCUGCUGCCUUGAGGGCUUCUGAACCCCUUGAACAGGCAAAGAAGGAACUGGAGACCAAAGUUGAGGAGGAAGUUAAUCCUCAAGCCCACUUCUCGUCGUCAUCACCAGAUAAGAUGGUGAUGCCCCCUCUGCCAUCUAUGGCAGAUGAUUUUAAACUGUUCCAGGACUUGGAACAGAUGGUGGCAGAAGCGCUACAAAUACCUUUGCAAGAGAUGACAGAGUCGCACCACAAGCUGGUGGAUAUUUUACAUUUACAUGAUCUUCUGCAUUUAGAGUACAAGUUAUGUACAACAUUCCCAGAAGAUAUGGAGAAAAACAAUAUUGGGCUGAAAUGGAGCUCGAAAACAAGAGUGAAUUUAGAAAGUGGAGACUUUGUUGAAUUUGACUGUAAAAAUGGAUAUGUGAGAGAUCCAACAUCUUCUGAAUUUAGAGUACAGUGUGUGGAGGGGAAAUUGGCAUAUCCUAAGUGUAAGAAAAGAGAGUUAUGUACAACAUUCCCAGAAGAUAUGGAGAAAAACAAUAUUGGGCUGAAAUGGAGCUCGAAAACAAGAGUGAAUUUAGAAAGUGGAGACUUUGUUGAAUUUGACUGUAAAAAUGGAUAUGUGAGAGAUCCAACAUCUUCUGAAUUUAGAGUACAGUGUGUGGAGGGGAAAUUGGCAUAUCCUAAGUGUAAGAAAAGAGAGCCAUGUACAACAUCCCCAGAAGAUAUGGAGAAAAACAAUAUUGGGCUGAAAUGGAGCUUGAAAACACAGCUUAAUUUAGAAAGUGGAAACUUUGUUGAAUUUGACUGUAAAAAUGGAUAUGUGAGGGAUCCAACAUCUUCUGCAUUUAGAGUACAGUGUGUGGAGGGAAAAUUGGCAUAUCCUAAAUGUAAGAGAAGAGGUAAGUGAUCUCCAAGUAAGCUACAAUUCUGGUGAAUCAUCUGACUAAAACAUUUGUUAAAAUUUUUACCAAGAUUUUCUCAGGUUUAAAAAAAUGCAAUGGCACCAUUGUGAUGGGUGCCAUAAAAACAUGUGGGAAAUCAUGGUUCCUGACCCAGACAGCUUGCAAUCUAAAUAGAGAAGACAAAUGGUCGGUUAAAGAGAUACACUGGUUACUUUGUUUGUGAGCUCUAUUACUUGAGCUGGGAUAAUCUCCCUCUGACAUCUGGGUCUCUUUCGGUUACCAACAGAGCAGAAAAGUUUUGUAAGUUUCCUGUCUUACCCAAAUU